UACCACAUCGCCGAUACCUCUGUGGAUCAUCCGGCGAGACGAGGCGACAGUCAACCCAGUACCUGGAAAACCGAAUUCUACCUCCUAUUUACCUCUUAAUUCUUUUCCAAAAGCUGCACAAGAUACUGAACGAUGGCGCCAGCGACUGAGACGGCCCCAGCAGCGACCCCUGAAGCCGCGGCGACCUCUAAUGGGGGCAUCAACGCCGUCUUGCUCGGGCCGCCUGGAUCCGGGAAAGGAACUCAGGGUCCCCGUUUGAAAGAGAGAUAUUGCGUUUGCCACCUUGCAACUGGUGACUUGCUUCGCGCAGAGGUAUCCUCCGGAUCAGAGAUAGGCAAGAAGAUCAAGGAGGUCAUUGAUGCAGGGAAGCUGGUGAGUGAUGAUCUGGUGGUGGGGAUGAUAGCGCAAAAUCUCAACAAACCGGAAUGUAAGAAUGGCUUCAUCCUUGAUGGAUUUCCUCGCACUGUUGGUCAGGCAGAGAAGCUUGACGACAUGUUGGAGCUGAGGAAGCAGAAGCUGGAUUCUGUCAUUGAGUUCUCUAUAGAUGAUAGCCUGCUGGUGCGCCGUAUCACAGGCCGUCUCUUUCACAAGCCCUCUGGCCGCUCCUACCAUGAAGAGUUCUACCCCCCAAAGGUCCCAAUGACUGAUGAUAUCACUGGUGAGCCACUGAUCCGGAGGUCGGACGACAACCCAGAAACACUGAUUAAGCGACUGGAAGCCUACCACAAGCAGACUUCCCCCCUUGUUGAUUAUUAUGCCAGAAAGGGCAUCCAUACAGCGAUAGAUGCUUCUCGACCAGCCAACGAGGUUUUCAGGACAAUUUCCACUAUCUUUGAAAAUGCUAAGAGUAAGGACAUAGUGAUGUUUCUAUAAGGACCAGAAUUUGCUGCAAGUCUAGGAGGGCAGUCCUAAUUCAAGUCACUGUAAAGUAGCGGGUGUUCCUUACAUUUUCUAAGACAACCAGCAGAUCCAACUGCCAUUAAUUAAAAAAAAAGAAAAUAAAAAUAAAUAAAAAAAAUUAAUAAUAAUCCAGUUCUUAAAAAUUUGGGUAAGCAUUAGGAGUGCUGCCUGUUGGCGGCUACUCCCAACCAGCGGAUAUAACUGCCACAGUCGUUUAGGUCGGUCACUGUUCAUUCUGUAAAGAUGUCAGAGUCAACAUGAUAGGUUAUAAGGGAGCCUUAUUGUUAGUGUUUUCAAAGAGGAAAAAGUUACUGAAAAU
This is a messenger RNA of Penaeus chinensis, 1219 nucleotides long. It is a transcript of the gene Ak2, whose product is annotated as adenylate kinase-like. Gene Ontology annotation, cellular component: mitochondrion; cytoplasm. The coding region runs from base 133 to 873 and encodes 246 amino acids. Gene Ontology annotation, molecular function: AMP kinase activity; ATP binding. The record is from RefSeq and is a predicted model, not a curated record. The transcript is spliced from 7 exons. Gene Ontology annotation, biological process: ADP biosynthetic process. Lineage: Eukaryota; Metazoa; Arthropoda; Malacostraca; Decapoda; Penaeidae.